Messenger RNA from Cavia porcellus (domestic guinea pig), 1390 nucleotides. It is a transcript of the gene Crip2, whose product is annotated as cysteine rich protein 2. The transcript has 9 exons. The coding region runs from base 196 to 897 and encodes 233 amino acids. NCBI's taxonomy places the organism in Eukaryota, Metazoa, Chordata, Mammalia, Rodentia, Caviidae. The record is from RefSeq and is a predicted model, not a curated record.
CCAGGUGUGCCCCGCCCGCGGUGCCAGGGCGUCCCCAGCGGUCGAACCCGGGCGGGCGCGGGCAGGGUCCCGAGGCCCCGCCCAGGACACGGAGCCAAUGGCGGAUGUGGGGCGGGGGCCGGCGGCGGGCGGGGCUCGGCGGCUGAGCGCAGUGGAGUGCGGGCGCAGGGCGCGGGCUGAUCAGGCGCGCAGACCAUGGCCUCCAAGUGUCCCAAGUGCGACAAGACCGUGUACUUCGCCCUUCUUCCUGCCCUACUCUCCACCCUUUUCCUGCCUCAGCCUGUGAGGAUGCCUGGCUUCCGGCCAUUGGGAGCGGAGAAGGUGAGCUCCCUGGGCAAGGAUUGGCACAAGUUCUGCCUCAAGUGUGAGCGCUGCUCCAAGACGCUGACACCAGGGGGCCAUGCAGAGCACGAUGGAAAGCCCUUCUGCCAUAAACCCUGCUAUGCCACGCUGUUUGGACCCAAAGGUGUGAACAUUGGUGGUGCAGGCUCUUACAUCUAUGAGAAGCCCGUCUCUGAGGGAGCACCAGUCACUGGCCCCAUCGAGGCCCCCGCAGCCCGUGCUGAGGAGCGGAAGGCCAGUGGCCCCCCGAAGGGGCCCAGCAGAGCCUCCAGUGUGACCACAUUCACCGGGGAGCCCAACCUGUGUCCUCGCUGCAACAAGAGAGUCUACUUUGCUGAAAAGGUGACAUCCCUGGGCAAGGACUGGCACCGGCCCUGCCUGCGCUGUGAGCGUUGUGCCAAGACUCUGACACCAGGGGGCCAUGCAGAGCAUGAUGGCCAGCCCUACUGCCACAAGCCCUGUUAUGGAAUCCUCUUUGGACCCAAGGGAGUGAACACUGGAGCCGUGGGCAGCUACAUCUAUGACAGAGACCCUGAAAGCACCGUUCAGCCCUAGGCCCCUGCCCUCUGGGGAUGGGCCCAUCUGCCUCCUGCUGACCCUGCCUGGGCCCCCUACGUGGCUCUGUGGGGGACAGUGACCUGCUGCCCUGCCCUGUCUCAGUACAUCCUGCCUACCAGGAGAAAGAGAUGGGCCAUCUGCAGACCUGCCCAAGCUCAGCCCACGCACUCGUGUGUCCUGGUCAUAGGGUCUUCUGUAUUCCCCACCCCUUUUGUGUCUGCCUGUUGUAUGUGUUCCCCUGCCCCAUCAUUCUCUGUGUCCUGUAUGUCCUCAUGACCGAGGUGGCCGAGGUGGCUGCUCUGCCCUCCCCCUAUUUCUACACCUGCCCACCAGUAUUAUUUAUGCUGCAGCUUGCCGAUGAUGGCCACGUGCUCACGGCAUCCCCAGGGCUGGGGUCACCCCUCUUCCUGGCCCCCUUGCUGUCUUCUCUUCACAUAGCUCACUCUUGGUCCCGAGACUUUUGCUGUUAAUAAAGGUUUGGGGAAUCAUA